AUGCACUCUGCUUGGCAAAGCAGGUGCCCACUCUUCGUGCCAAACGAGAGCAGUUCAGAAGUCUCAGGAGAGCAUGUGCAGCUUUCAGAUUCAGGGAUAAGCACUGAGCCAUUGCUUCAGGGUACUGGGAACCCCACAAAAAGACUUUCCAGACAAGAUGCUCAAGAAGAGAACAGAAAAGGAAACAAAGACAACAGGCAAUUAAAAGAAAGGAGUUUCCCUGAAACCUUUUCUGCUGUCAAAGAACAAAGAGAACAAGUAAAGGAAGAGAUUCCACCAUCUCCCUUUGGCAUAGAGGGGGAGAUGAAGACUGGAAACACAGAACAUGGGCCUAUCACAUCAGCAAUUGGUAUUAGACAGAAGCCUUCUGAAGAAUUUGUUGAAGAACAACUUAAAGCAGACAAUCGUCUCAUAGCAAAACAGCAGAAGGAGCAGCAGAGCAAGGCAAAAGUAACACUUCGGAAGGCUUUUCUCAAACGAAAAGAAGGUAUGGUAAGGGUUAAAAAAAAUAAAAAGAAGCCUUUAAAAGAUGACAGCAAGCAUUCCAGAAGGGCUGGUUUGGACUGCUGGGGUAAUUUCUCCAGGUUUGGCCAAGUGGAGGCAGGCAUACUGCAAACAGGCAAAUGCUCUCAGUUAAAUCUGCAGGUCAGUAGCUCUAUGCAGAAGGGUACAAAUGAAAUAAAAACAGACUGUGCUUUAGCUGAGUGGGAGAUGAAGGCUCAUACUGACUGUGAAGCAAAAGUAGUUGAGCAAAGUGCAGAAGAAAAGCAAGUGAUUGGGGGAGAUGAAGAUGCAAAGAAAAAGCCUAUUGACUCACCACAGAGAAGGUGGCCUGAAAUCCUGCAACCGUGUCUUGAAGCAGUAACAGAAAUGAACCUACGAGUAGGUGAGGAAAGAGAAACUCAUCAUCUGGAUUCUGUAGAGCAAGCAGACAGAAUUGAUGGAAGACCUGUGGAGGAUAGCCUGAAAAAGGACCUAGAUAGGGUGGAUCAGCAUUUGGGGGGUCAUCUUACAGAGGGAGCAAAAAUCCCCUUGCAAGUCCUGCAAAAGCAUUCCCCAAUUCAGGAUUUAGAAGCAGAGCAGACUAAGGAGGCAGAAUGGAGUGCAGGCCCUGUGCUCACACCGGGCCAGAAGUGGGGUCAGGUAUGCCCACAGGAACUUGUUUCAGGGAGCCAGAGAUCAGAAAGCAAAAGACAAAUCUGUACUGGGUUUAAGAUGGUCAAUGAUAAGAUAGUGAAAAUUACACACAGCUCACCUGAGGCUGUGCAGAAUGGGAGUUUAUCCUUAGCCUUGCAGCAGGAGAGACAAAGGAAGGGGACAGAUGCCUUGACAUGGCAUGUUGCAUCUUUGUCCUGUGACUCAAGCUGCUUAUCCUCUAACAGUGACGAUGAACCAAAAUCUCACCAUGCUCAGUAUCCCUCCCAUCAUGAACCUCAGGGAGUAAAUCAUACUGACAGACAUUUGGAUGUCUCUGAUGGUGAUUAUGUUAGUGAUGAGCCCAGUGGAAAUGAAAAAAUGUCUAUGAAAAAGUGCAGCAGAUCACCCCCAAGGAACCAAGAUAUUCAAGUGAUCUCAAGACAGAUUGGUCUCUCCAGCAGUACAAGUAGCAGUGAUUCCAGUACUGGAGCUGUCAGUCAGAAAGGGAGCAAGGCUCACUCUUUUCUUCAUCAGUCCCUAUUUCAUCUCACAAGAUCAAAAAGAGUCCAUGAGCCUGAAUCAAAGAAUGAGAGUAGGGCCAGGGAUGUUAAAAGCCAAGAUCUGCCAUCCUCAACAGUGACUGGUGAUAUUCCUGCUUUCAAGAUUAAAGAAACCCCUUCAAUGGAGGAACCACAGAAAAAACUGUUUACAGACCCAUUAGACAUCUUUAUAGAAGAAACCCAGAACAUUGCUACCAGAGGACUAGGGAAUGGAGAAACCCCUUCAUUGACUAGAGUGAAAGAAGAACAAGAGAAAGCAAUGCAUUUUCUCAGAGCACGGAUGGACCAGCUCAAGACUGACAGAAGCCAGGAGCUGACUCACCCUUUGGAAUAUAAUAGAGACCAAAUUUACUCACAGCAGAAAGAAAAAAUUGCUCAGAGCAAGUUCAAAGGAACAGCCAGAGUCACUGGAGAAAAUGUGAAAGCAGAAGAGAUACAAAUAUUAAAACAGCAGAUUGCGGGACUGCAGGAGGAAUUCAAGAGAAAUGAGACCUGCUGGCAUGCUGCCUAUGGCAAGCUGAGAGACCAGGUUGAGAUGCUGACCAGGCAGAACAUGGAGCUUCGAGAUGAGAUCAGAGUUUCAGAAUAUCAGAGGUGGAAAGCAGAAAAAACCCCAGAAGCUGUGAAUUUCAUGAACAGAAAAUCAGAGACCCCGGUUACAGAAGCUAUUCUGCAAGAGACAGCACCUUCAUCCAAACAAGAAGAAAGAUCGUGGAGAGAUAAUCACAACAGCCACAGCUUCUCUCAUGUGGGGCCAAAGACAUCUUUGAAGAAACACUUCUUUCAAGAUGUGAAUAGCAAAGCAAUAAAAAGCUCUGUGCCAAGGGCUGAUCCUUUGAGAUCAAUGACAAAGGAACAUCAAGAAAAGAAACCAUCCAACUGCUCUGUUGGCAGAAGCACAACACCGACUGGCAGGAGAACACCUCAUCAGGGAAGACUGACACCUUUUGAACCAGAAAAAGUUGUACACCAGUCCUCUCCUACUGGGCGAAGAACAGAUGACAGGAAAUCACCUGGAGCUGUCUCACACCUGAGUGGUUUUAAGGAGCCUAACUCAUUGGCCUAUGAAAAAGGCAGGUCUUUGCCCAUUUCAGAUAGCUCAGAAGACAUGCCCCUCUCACAUAAGCACAGCAACAACACUUGCAGCUUCGCACUCUGCAGUAACAAUGAAGAAACAGAGCCUCCAAAAUCAAUAUUAUCUAGAAGAACAGUGUUACAUCAAGAAAAGAAAAAAAGUGAGGAAGAGGUGCAGGAAAAAAUAGAGUAUCGUGAUGGAAAGGUAGAAGAGGUGCUUACUGAUGGACGUCGAAUCAUCACUUUCCGCAAUGGUACUAAAAAAGAGAUCAGUGCUGAUAAAAGGAUGACCACGAUUAACUUUUUCAAUGGAGAUGUAAAGAAGAUCAUGCCAGAUCAGAGCAUGAUUUAUUAUUAUGCAGAUGCACAGACAACCCACACUGUUUAUCCAGAUGGCCUGGAGGUGCUGCGGUUCCCUAAUAAUCAGAUAGAGAAACAUUAUCCUGAUGGCACACAAGAAAUUGUGUUCCCAGAUCACACAGUGAAAUGCCUCUAUAGUGAUGGAUUCAAGGAAACUUUUUUCCCAGAUGGUACAGUAGUUAAAGUAGAAAAGAACGGAGAUAAAACAGUGAUAUUCAGCAAUGGCCAAAAGGAGGUUCAGACCGCACAGUUCAAAAGGCGGGAGUACCCAGAUGGCACUAUAAAAACUGUGUACUGCAGUGGCAGACAAGAAACCAAGUACUCCACUGGACGAGUUCGAAUCAAAGAUAAGGGUAAUGUUAUCCUAGACAAGAAGUGAUUCCACCCCUCACAGGGUUGGACUGUACAUAAGUAGCUCAGCACAUUUUCCCAGCAUGUCAGACCAGUUAGGAAGAGUUAAGCCUUAUGAAAAUGAAUGGAUGGAUCUGUAGGGCUGAAAUUUACUUUGGUUCAGUGGCAGAUGCUCAGUUUGGAACGACCUCACCUGAAUGAACUGUCUCUUGAAUGAGACUUGAAGGAAAAGGAGUUGUACCCUCUUCGUGUAACACUAAGAUAAAUGCCCACAGUACUUCUCAUCAAAGUGUUCCACAAUGCUGAUCUCACUUUCCUUUGCUUUUCUGCUAUUUAGUUACAAAAGUGACUACACUCAAGGAGCAUGGCAUAAGAACCUCCAAUCCAAAAAGCUUUUUUAAUUUCAGCUCAGUGCUGCCUUAUGCUGGCUAAAACAAAUCUACUGGUUUGGGGCUGUUUAUUUUUUCUCAGUUAACCAUCCCAAAAAACAUGGACGUUAUUAAUAUUUUCAGUUUGGUUGAGUUCUUUGGAGCAGAAGAUCCCAGGAUGCAUCAGGCCUUAUAGCAAGCUGUACAUUAAACCAAAACCUGAGCAGGAGUUCAGUGAACAGUCACACCACUGGAUGUCUCUUCCAAUGUAAAUUAUUCAAUAAUUACAUGACCAUAAUCUACAAAAUCUGUCUCAUGAAUAUGAAGACAAAAUGUAAUGUUUAUUCCAUUCUGGUCAUUAUUCUGGAUGAAGCAGCCCUUUCUUUUUCCUCCAACAGUCUUUCCACCUUUGUGGACCUCCUCUGUGUUGCUUUGUUUUUCAGUUAACCUCUCCCACUACUGGGUCUGUUCUUCCAGUAGUCAAAAAUAUUUCUGGUCAGUGAAUCUCUCUAGCUUCAAGGCUCUUUGGAUUGCACUCAAUACCUAGGGGAAUUAAUCAUUUAUCAGAUGCUGCUUUCAAAUGCCUUUCCCUUAGACUGCCUGUCCAUCAUCUGUCUUGAAUUCUUCCAAAGCACUGAAGCAUUUCCCCGGUAGAGCUCAGCUCAUCACCUGCCCAUUGACUGAGAAGACCAAUUAUCUCCUCAUGCCCUUCAGAUCCCUAUAGAAACAAACACACGUUCAUAGCAUGCAGCUUUAGCCUCUUCUCACACCUAAAUGCAAAAUAAUUGCAAUAUUAUGGUAUUGCUUUCUUCUCUUGAGUUUCUAGUGGGUCACACUGUUGACAAAUCAUGAUUCAAAUUACAGAGCAUCUCUGGAAGAAACAGAUUGAAUACAGCAAGAAGCAUUGCUAAUACUGAUCCUACAUACACUGCAGUUCAUGAAUUUAAAUAUGAAGCCCUGAACAUCCACAAAGUUUGAUGUCAGCUUCUGUGAUAAUAAAAUUGCAUUGUUUUUUCUUUACUCCUGUAUAACAAAGGAAAAAUUUAUAAACCUGUGCUUUUCACUAGUGAAAUACUGAAUACAUUUGAUGUGUUUUGUAAAA
Messenger RNA from Apus apus (common swift), 4952 nucleotides. Its product is annotated as centromere protein J-like. NCBI's taxonomy places the organism in Eukaryota, Metazoa, Chordata, Aves, Apodiformes, Apodidae. Gene Ontology annotation, cellular component: centrosome; centriole; nucleus. The record is from RefSeq and is a predicted model, not a curated record. Gene Ontology annotation, molecular function: tubulin binding. The coding region runs from base 1 to 3510 and encodes 1169 amino acids. Gene Ontology annotation, biological process: centriole elongation; cilium assembly. The transcript is spliced from 17 exons.